This is a messenger RNA of Helianthus annuus (common sunflower), 1107 nucleotides long. RefSeq lists its product as uncharacterized. The record is from RefSeq and is a predicted model, not a curated record. NCBI's taxonomy places the organism in Eukaryota, Viridiplantae, Streptophyta, Magnoliopsida, Asterales, Asteraceae. Gene Ontology annotation, molecular function: nucleic acid binding; RNA-DNA hybrid ribonuclease activity. The coding region runs from base 1 to 1107 and encodes 368 amino acids. The transcript has a single exon.
AUGGAGAAAUUGGUCUUAGCAUUGGUACAUGCCUCCAGGCAACUGCGCCGAUACUUUGCAGGUCAUGUUAUCACUGUCCUAACCAAUUACAGGAUCGGGCAAAUUCUCUCCAAGCCCGAAAUCUCUGGAAGACUUGCCAAGUGGGCUAUUGAACUUGGUGGACACAACCUAGUUUACAAGCCACGCCCGACAAUCAAGGGGCAAGUUUUAGCUGACUUGGCCACGGAAAUACCGGCGAACCGCAUCAAAGAAUGCAAGGAAGAACAAAACCCUACACCUCUACCGUCCCCAUCAGACAUCUGGGCACUAUACACUGAUAGUACGUCCAAUGAUGACGGGGUGGGUGCAGGUCUUCGGCUCAUCAGCCCUGACAGCCAAGAGCUCACUUACGCCAUGCGCCUUGACUUCAAAAGUAUAAACAACGAGGCUGAAUACGAGGCAUUGCUCGCAGGACUAUGGUUGGCAGUCAAACUCGGCGUGCAACACCUGGAAGCGUACGUCGAUUCGUUACUAGUUGCGGGGCAGGUAAACAGAGACUACGCUACGAAAGGGGACAUCAUGAUCCUCUAUCUCGAACAAGCCAAGCAACUAACAUCACAAUUCACCUCCUUCAACAUUGUACAUAUCAACAGGAGUGAAAAAAAACCGGCUGAUGCACUUUCUAAAUUGGCAUCAACCAGCUUCCAACACCUGGCGAAGGAUAUACGUAUUGAAGUCCUCAAAAACCUUUCAGUACCCUUGCGCCAGGUCAACGUCAUCCAAUAUGGCGCGACAUCUUGGAUGACACCAAUUAUAAGAUACCUGCAAUCAGGCAUCGCACCAGAAAACAAAGCGGAAGCACGCAAACUGCAAUAUGAAGCAUGCCACUAUCAAAUGGGGGACGAUAUCUUAUACCGAAAGUCAUACCUAGGGCCACUCCUGCGUUGCGUCGACCCUCAAGAUGCCACAUAUUUAGUGCGAGAAAUACACGAAGGCAUGUGUGCCAUACAUGCAGGACCAUGCAUGGUUGUGGCUAAAAUCAUGAACGCUGGGUAUUAUUGGCCCGACAUGCACCCGGAUGCUGUUAAGAUCUUGUGCAAGUGCUUUAACUGUAACAACUGCCACUAA